UUGGGCUCCAUCGCUUGUGGGAAGGAGACUAAUCUUUUUGAGCUGGAUAGCAGACAAAGGUCCUUCCCAGUGUUUCUUCAGCUGACCCCUGACAACCGACAGCAGGAUCUUAUGACUCAUAAGUGUCUCAUUGUGAGCAGUGAGCUGUAUUGUGAUACGCAGACCACUCUAACAACCAGCAAAGGGAUUCAGGGGAAGCUGCUGAACUGGUGUGCUUUUGUGGUCACAAAGACUGUGAGCUGUGUGGUGGAAGAUGGCGUGGAGGCUUACGUGAAGCCGGAUUACCACCCCUGCAGCUGGGGGUCGGGCCAGUGCGGCCGGCUGGUGGUCUACCGGACCUACAUGAGGCCACGCUACAAGGUGGCCUACAAAAUGGUGACCGAGAUGGAGUGGAGGUGUUGUCACGGUUACAGUGGAGAGGACUGCAACCGUGGUCCAACUGGGGAGGGAGGAACCCAGAUCUCUGUCAGCAAUCCUCAGUCUGGACAGGCAGGACACACGAGGUUUGGACAAGGGGGAGGCAGGACUGGAUCUGGACACACAGGAGCCCCCAAUGAAGUAGAGGAUACUGAUAAAAUACGGCGGCUGGAGGCAAAGAUCGAGAGCCUGACGAAGAGCCUGCAGGAUCUUCAGUCUACCAUGAACACACACUUCCAACAGGGCCACAAACCAGGAGUGGGUGUCGGAGGAGGGUCGGUAGGAGGAAGAAACCCUGCAGAUGCAGCUCAGCCCGAAAUUACCGAGACAAUUCAUAGUAUUCAAACCAAACUGGAUCAGCUGGAUAACCGCACUCAGGCCCAUGAUAAAACCCUGGUCAGCAUCAACAACCACCUGGUGAAUGGUAAGGGCAAUGAGCUGGAUGGACGUCCGUCUGGAGGAGAUGUAAAUGGAGGGAGGCUGAACUCGCUGAAGGAGGAGAUCCUGAGAGAGUUAGAGAGGAGAGUGUCACUUUCCUGCUCCUCCUGUCAGGCUGGAGUGGAAGAUCUCCGCCGACAGCAGCGAGAGGACCGGGAGAAGAUUCAAGCUUUAGAGAAACAGCUGAAUGCCCUGGAGACCGGCCGUGUCCUUAAAGAGCUACACCAGCUGCGUCAGAAAGUGCUGCUCUCACAAGGCUGUUGUGACGCCGUGAAUGACCUCCGAAACCGCGUCAGCGAUACCGAACGCAAGAUCAGCUCCGCCUCGGAGGACUUUGACCUGUUAAUCAGUCGCCUCGGCCAGGACCUCAGUUCAGCCGGCGACGGGGAGUCCAGAGGAGGGUCCAGAGGGGGGGCCAGAGGGGGGUCCAGGGGGGGGGCCACGGGGGGAUCCACAGGGGGGGGGUGGGGAGCUGGCAGUGGAGGGGAGGGACUGGUGACACAGGACAGGCUGAACGAUAUGCUGGACCGCUUGGAGCAAAGGGUCAACAGCAGUGUGCAGCGAGCUGAGCAGGGCUGCUCCUACCUGGAGAAGAACCUGAAGGACUACUGGAACAGCUCCCUCAGGAAGUGGACUGCGGAGGAGUGUGGCUGUGGCCGGGCUGGAGUGGGAGGGACUGACUCCAAAGACGGAAAGGGACGAUUUGGACCAGAUGCAGGCAGUGGACUUCCAAGUGGAGCUGGUGGGGGGUUCUCUGGGACUAGUGGACCAAGAGAAAAUACAACUGAAAAAUCUCUUGAGUGGAGAAUAGUGGCCAACGAAGAUCAGAUUCAGCAUUUCACCACUCGUCUGAAAGACCUGUCAGUGUCUGGAGAAUCUCUGUACGACAGGGUUUUAGACCUGAGUCACGAUGUGCGUAGGAUCAAGUCUCUGACUGGAGACCACGGAGAACACUUCAACAGAAUCGUCUCAGUGGUGGAGCUGCUGGGCAGAGAUUGCGAGGCCUGCGGGAGAGUGGAGGACGAGCUCCAGAAACUGAAGAACAGCUCCUACGACGCACUGCUGAAAAUGCAGAGGCAGAUCAACAGCAUCCAGACUAAAAUGGACUCGGAGGGAAACGGCUGCUCUCACGUUUGCUCCCUCCUGCGAGAUGAAGUUAGCGUGCUGCGCAAAGAUGUUGGGAGAUGCAUCGGCCAGUGUAAGUCCGGCCCUGACACAGUCCCAGGCAGUGGUGGCUCUGGGGGUCCCCUAGGACAUGGCCCCACGCUGGAUGCUGCGAAGCCUUUAGAUGGCCACAGUGUGAUUGGAGGCUCCGUCAACAACAAUCAGCUGAAGACACUUCAAAGGGAAAUGUCUGUGGUAAUCUUCACCUUCAGCUCCAUCAACGACACCCUGAAGGGUCUUGAACACACCGUGAACAAACAUGGGAGUGUGUUGACUGACCUGGGAAACACAAAAGAUAAGAUCAUCUCUGAGCUGGACAAGAUCCAACAGGAAGUGACGGAACACAUGGAGGAGAGCCGGGAUCGUGGGGAUAAAAUGGCUGAGGACAUCCGUCAGCUGGAAAGCAUGCUGCUGGUGGAGAUGGGAGACUGUAAGAAGUCCGGAGACGGUCUGGAGAAAAGGCUGUCAAAGCUGGAGGGAGUCUGUGGAAAACUAGAUGGUGUUUCUGACUCCAUUCACAAAAUCAAGGAAGGGCUGAAUCAACAUGUGACAAGUCUGUGGUCAUGUUUUUCUGGUAUGAAUGAGUCUGUAAUCCAUCAUCAAGACACCUUGGAAAUUCUUCAGAAGAACCAGGAGAACAUUCAGAGCAGGAUGAAGAACCUGAACUCGAGCCUGAGCCAGGUGAUCCGAGACACGAAGACUGGCUUUCCAGGCCUUCCGGGCCCCCCAGGGCCUCCAGGGGAGAGAGGUUUCAAUGGAAUACCAGGGCCUCGGGGCCCCCCCGGACCUCCAGGACGACAAGGGGAAAGUGGUCCGCGAGGUGUGCCUGGGUUUCCUGGUGUUGAUGCCAAUGCCAACAGGUUGUCGUUCUCUGCUGCCCUCACUGUCCCCAUGGACAAUCCAGGAACCAUUGUUUUUGACAAGAUAUUUGUCAACGAAGGAGGUUUCUAUAACCCAACGACAGGAGUCUUCACAGCUCCCGUGGACGGACACUAUCUGUUCAGCGCCGUGCUGACGGGUUAUAAGAACGAAAAGAUCGAGGCCGUCCUGUCCAUGUCCAACUACGGCGUGGCCCGGGCGGACUCGGGGGGGUAUCAGCCCGAGGGCCUGGAGAACAACCCGGUGGCGGAGGCCAAAGUCACCCCGGGCUCUCUGGCCGUCUUCAGCGUCAUCCUGCCCCUGCAGACCCGGGACACGGUCUGCGUGGACCUGGUGACCGGGAGGUUGCCCCACUCCUCCGAGCCGCUCACCGUCUUCAACGGCGUGCUCCUCUACCAAGACAUGUGACCGUUGGCGUCACCAAGCGGCCUGC
Messenger RNA from Menidia menidia (Atlantic silverside), 3331 nucleotides. The record is from the annotation of a GenBank genome assembly. Lineage: Eukaryota; Metazoa; Chordata; Actinopteri; Atheriniformes; Atherinopsidae.